AUGACAUCUCCAGCACAUGUUCUUAUCACUGGCGCAGCAGGACAGAUCGGAUACGUUCUCUCCAAUUGGAUUGCAAGCGGUGAAUUGUAUGGAAACAGACCAGUUGUUCUCCACCUCUUUGAUAUCCCUGUUGCAGAAAACAGAUUGAAAGCUUUAGUUAUGGAGCUUGAAGAUGGUGCCUUCCAGCACCUUUCGGGUAUUGUUGCUACAACAGAACCAGAGAAAGCAUUCAAAGAUAUUGAUUGCGCUUUCUUAGUUGCAUCAAUGCCACUUAAGCCAGGUCAAGUUCGCUCAGAUCUUAUCAGCUCAAACAGUGUUAUCUUCAAGAACACUGGCGAAUACCUUUCACAAUACGCUAAACCAACAGUCAAGGUUCUUGUUAUCGGUAAUCCAGAUAACACAAACUGCGAAAUAGCAAUGUUGCAUGCAAAGAACUUGAAGCCAGAAAACUUCUCAAGUUUAUCCAUGUUAGAUCACAACAGAGCCUAUUACGAAGUCGCCCACAAGCUUGGUGUUUCAAUUGAAGAUGUCCAUGACAUCAUUGUUUGGGGUAACCAUGGCGAAUCAAUGGUUGCUGAUUUAACAAACGCAACAUUCACAAAGGAUGGCAAAACACAAAAAGUUUCAGAUGUCCUCGAUGAAAAGUAUAUGUAUGAUACUUUCUUCAAGUUCAUCAGCCACAGAGCUUGGGAUAUCCUCGAACACAGAGGUUUCACAAGUGCUGCAAGCCCAACAAGAGCUGCUAUCAUGCACAUGAAGGCUUGGCUUUUCGGAACCAAGGAAAACGAAGUUUUAAGCCUUGGUAUUCCAGUUCCAGAAGGAAACAGCUAUGGCAUCAAACCAGGUGUUGUCUUCUCAUUCCCAUGCAAGGUUGACAAAGAGGGCCACAUUCAUGUUGUUGAUGGUUACAAGAUCAACGACUGGCUCAAGGAGAAACUUGCUUUCACAGAGGAUGAUCUCUUCAAGGAGAAAGAAAUCGCCCUUCGCCAUCUUAAUGAGUGA
This is a messenger RNA of Trichomonas vaginalis G3, 1002 nucleotides long. Its product is annotated as lactate dehydrogenase family protein. Gene Ontology annotation, molecular function: L-malate dehydrogenase (NAD+) activity. The record is from RefSeq and is a predicted model, not a curated record. NCBI's taxonomy places the organism in Eukaryota, Parabasalia, Trichomonadida, Trichomonadidae. The transcript has a single exon. Gene Ontology annotation, biological process: tricarboxylic acid cycle; oxaloacetate metabolic process; malate metabolic process. Bases 1 to 1002 code for a protein of 333 amino acids.